AUGGCCGAGAUUAUAAGUGAUACUGAAUCAAAAAAUUCUCAAGAAAACGUAGAUGAUAAUGAACUAUCAGUUUCAAGAGAAGCCAGUAAUAGUAAUUUAACAGAAGCAAGCAAUAGCAAUUUGACAAAGAAAAUAGAUAUUAUUGCGAUCAUUGCAUGUGAUAAAAGUUAUAAGGCUGCUAAAGAUAGUUCAACUUCUACAUUAAGGGGCCAUAUUGCUUAUGAACAUAAACAAUUGGAUUCAGAAAUAUCUACUUCAGGACCAUUGGAUAAAUUUGUUAAAUCAAAAACAGCAUUGGCAU
Diversispora eburnea is the source of this 301-nucleotide messenger RNA. The record is from the annotation of a GenBank genome assembly. Lineage: Eukaryota; Fungi; Glomeromycota; Glomeromycetes; Diversisporales; Diversisporaceae.